AUGGGCCGCGAAGAGCAAAUAGAGGAGCGCGAGGUGCUUGACUCGAUCUUCCCAGAUGAAAUCACAGACAUUUCCGAUUCAGAAUACCGAAUAAAGAUUACCCUCGACAUACCCGAUGACGAAGAAAACGAGCAGCCCGUGAUAGCGCUCACAGUGCGCUAUCCAGAGGAGUACCCGGACAAGGCCCCGCACCUCGACCUCUCCGCGGAGGAUGGCGAGAACAAACACCCUCUGUUCAACAUCGCAGAUGCCAAGGACGACCUUCUCAAGAGCCUUGAGCCAGUGAUCGAAGAGAACCUGGGAAUGGCCAUGGUGUUCACACUCGUCACGACAGUGAAGGAGGAGGCUGAGCAGGUGGCCAUAAAAGCGCGAGAGGACCAACUGAAGGCGCAUGAGGAGGCGGCCCUGGAGGCGGAGAGGAAGGAAAAUGAGAAGUUCCAAGGAACUGCAGUGACGAGGGAGUCAUUCCUUAGCUGGAGGGAGGGCUUCUUAAAGGAGAUGGAGGAGCAGAGGCAGAAGGAGGAAGAGGAAAGAUUAGCCGAGAUGAAGAAGGCCAAGAUAAAAGAACCCGCCAGGAUGACGGGCAGGCAGCUCUGGGAGAGCGGUCUCGCGAAGGGUGAGGAGAUAGAUGAUGGAGAUGAUGACGCGCCAGCAGAGGAUCUGGCGAAGCUCAAAGUAUCAGCUUCAUGA
This is a messenger RNA of Diaporthe citri, 690 nucleotides long. RefSeq lists its product as uncharacterized. The record is from RefSeq and is a predicted model, not a curated record. Gene Ontology annotation, molecular function: protein binding. The transcript has 2 exons. The coding region runs from base 1 to 690 and encodes 229 amino acids. Gene Ontology annotation, biological process: cytoplasmic translation. Lineage: Eukaryota; Fungi; Ascomycota; Sordariomycetes; Diaporthales; Diaporthaceae.